AUGAUAACAUUCAACAAACGAAUAGCAACAUUAGCGGCAACGUUAUUUUCAUUCAUUGUGCUUUAUACUCUCUUUAACAGUGGAGCUCAAUUUUCCAACCAACUAGAUCAGCCUGUUCCCCUCAAAACUCCAGAGCUCAUCAUACCGAAUCAGAGUACUGAGAAUGAUCCCCCUCUUCCAUUCAUGCCAAAAAUGGCUAACGAAACUUUGAAAGCAGAACUUGGAAAUGCUUCCUGGAAACUCUUUCACACUAUUCUUGCUAGAUAUCCUGAAUCCCCAUCGGAGAAUCAAAAAUCAACCUUAAAUGACUACAUUUAUUUGUUUGCACAGGUUUAUCCAUGUGGAGACUGUGCAAGACAUUUCAAUUUAUUGCUGCAGAAAUACCCUCCACAAUUGUCCUCAAGACAGGUGGCUGCAGUGUGGGGAUGUCAUAUUCACAAUCAGGUCAAUAAGAGAUUGGAGAAACCACAAUACGACUGCUCCAAUAUUCUAGAGGAUUACGAUUGUGGAUGUGGCUCUGAUGAAAAGGAAGUAGAUGACACUCUGAAUAACGAAACAAUAGAACACUUGCAAAGUAUCAAAAUUACUGAAAAAGAGAGUGAACAAUUUGGUCGAUGA
Komagataella phaffii GS115 is the source of this 618-nucleotide messenger RNA. Its product is annotated as Flavin-linked sulfhydryl oxidase localized to the endoplasmic reticulum lumen. Gene Ontology annotation, cellular component: mitochondrion. Gene Ontology annotation, molecular function: flavin adenine dinucleotide binding; flavin-dependent sulfhydryl oxidase activity. The record is from RefSeq and is a predicted model, not a curated record. Lineage: Eukaryota; Fungi; Ascomycota; Pichiomycetes; Pichiales; Pichiaceae. The transcript has a single exon. Bases 1 to 618 code for a protein of 205 amino acids.